Molecule: messenger RNA, 375 nt
Organism: Candidozyma auris
Lineage: Eukaryota; Fungi; Ascomycota; Pichiomycetes; Serinales; Metschnikowiaceae
Product: RNA-binding signal recognition particle subunit
Exons: 1
Coding region: 1-375 (124 amino acids)
Biological process (GO): SRP-dependent cotranslational protein targeting to membrane
Cellular component (GO): signal recognition particle, endoplasmic reticulum targeting
Molecular function (GO): endoplasmic reticulum signal sequence receptor activity; 7S RNA binding
Source: RefSeq, a predicted model, not a curated record
AUGGGCAGAUUAAACAACGCAGAAUUCAUCAGUAAAGUUGAGACCCUUCUAGCGGCUAACGAAGGUAAGAGUUCUGUUUACUUCACUCAAAAAAGGUACACUGCAUCUCUUGAGAAAGAACCUAUUGACGAGAUCAAGGACCUCUCAUCCAACAUUGUGGAUCAUUCUCCAGCAUACACAAAGAACACACAGGCUUACCCUGUACUAAUUAGAGCUACAUUGGGAACCAAGGAAUCCAAGAUAUCAACUGUGGUGGAGCCAGCAAAUUUGGAUGCUUUCUGGUUGGAAUACGCACAGGUGCUAAAAACGGGCUUCGUUGGGUUGAAGAAGAAAGAGAAGAAGAAGACGAAGAAAAGCAAGGUGACGAAACCAUAG